Molecule: messenger RNA, 3526 nt
Organism: Phialemonium atrogriseum
Lineage: Eukaryota; Fungi; Ascomycota; Sordariomycetes; Cephalothecales; Cephalothecaceae
Product: DNA mismatch repair protein
Exons: 3
Coding region: 1-3183 (1060 amino acids)
Biological process (GO): mitochondrial DNA repair; mismatch repair
Cellular component (GO): nucleus; mitochondrion
Molecular function (GO): ATP binding; ATP-dependent DNA damage sensor activity; mismatched DNA binding
Source: RefSeq, a predicted model, not a curated record
AUGCCAUCACCGCGCUUCCCAGCCGUUGCGCGAUCGCGAAUCGUCUGUUCCAGAGCUUAUUCACACUCGCGCGCCAGAGUACCCCUUGCCACCAUCGGCUUAUUCGCUGCCCGGGAUGCGGGGGCGAUCUCGCCCCAUCCCACCAGCAUUUUCUCCCCUCCAUAUCCACUGGGACCUGGUCACCGUCUUCCGCAUCUCCACGGUCAGGUCCGGAGAAAGCGGACGAAGACCACCGUGAACUUCGAUGAUCUCCCCCAGGGUCGCAUCCGGUCGGCUGAUCCUCUCCCGCCAGAGGAUGAUGGUCCAGCAUACCCAACAGUGGUAUUGCAGGCCCGCCGCAAUAUGCAAAAGUUUGGCAAUUGCGUCCUCCUAACCCGGGUCGGCGGCUUCUACGAGCUCUACUUCGAGCAGGCUGAGGAGUACGGGCCGCUGUUGAAUCUCAAAGUAGCCCAGAAGAAGACCAAUGCUGGGCCCGUACCAAUGUCAGGGUUUCCAUUCUUUCAACUGGAUCGUUUCCUCAAACUCCUUGUCCAGGACCUCAACCGCUAUGUAGCCAUAGCGGAGGAGUUCCCCAACGACGCGUCCGAGAAGGUCAAGUCCGGCGGUUUGAUGCAUGACCGCAGAGUCUCCCGUGUCAUCACUCCGGGUACCCUUAUCGACGAGAACUUCAUGGACCCAUAUGCGAACAAUUAUGUAAUGGCCAUUCACCUCUGUGAAGUAGAUGCCGCGAAUGGCUCGGUUACCGGACGAGAGGACCAGCAUGCUGUCUUGGACAACCUAGCCAAUGACUCCGCGCCAUUGGGCCUGGCAUGGCUGGAUCUCUCGACUGGUUGCUUCUUUACUCAAUCGACGACCUUGCUGUCUUUAACUUCCAUCCUCACCCGUAUUUCGCCUCGGGAAGUCGUCCUCGACGAAGCACUCGAGUCUCAGCGUGGGCAUGAUCUCUUCACGGUGUUGGCAGAAGAUAGACACCUCGUCACUUAUACGCCGCAAGGGAAACUGCAGGGGCUCGCUGAUUGGGCUCCGAUGCUUGAGUCCGAAAUCCCCUCCGAUACAAUGGACGCAUUUACCGAAGGCGAAGUAAAAGCUGGCGGUUUGCUCCUCAACUAUGUCAAAGAUCGGCUUCAGGGUUCGAGCUUGAAACUCCAGCCGCCGGUCCGCCACGAAAGCAGGCAGAUCAUGGCCAUUGAUAAAAAUAGCAUGCGUUCGCUAGAGAUCAAACAAACCAUCAGGGACAACACUUUCCGGGGCAGCUUACUGCAUGCUAUUAGACGGACAGUAACCAGGAGUGGUGCCAGAUUGCUCAACGAAUGGAUAAGCUCACCCUCCACCUCCCUCGAGGUCAUUGAGGCUCGACUGGAUCUUGUAUCACGGUUCAUCCAAGAUGAAGAUCUUCGAGAUGGCAUCAUAUUGCUCCUGCAGAAGAGCCAUGACUCCCAACGGCUCGUCCAGAAAUUCGCACUCAAUCGAGGGGACCCAGACGACUUGCUUCGCCUUGCGAGCACAAUCAAAGCAACGGGAGAUAUGGUUAACCUUAUUAAGAGCAGGUUGAAUACCCUGCGAGCAUCUACCAAAGGUGACUGUCUUGCAGCGUUGCUGAAGCGUAUCAACCUCGAACAGCCUAUGAAGUUAUGGCAUCGCAUUUACGACGCUAUUGAUGAGGAAGGACUCGUCCAACAACACCAAGUCGAGGACAGCGAAGCUGGGGAGAUGCUGGCACUUGCGCAAGAAGUCGUCAAUUCCGAAGGGAAAGAGGAGGACAACUCGGUCCUUCCAAAGACGGCCGCUAAGAAGAGAAAGGUCACUUCAAUCAGAGAGCACUACGGGGAGGACAACGAGGCCUGGAUUAUGAAGCCUCAGGCUAGCUCUGAAUUGCAGCGGCUUCACGCCGAGCUCGCCUCCCUUUUUGAGGAUAGAGUCGCCCUGACCGAGACAUUACGCGCUCGAUUCGAGGCCUCAUCGCUCACCCUCCGCUGGACACCUGGGCUGGGCCACAUCUGCCACGUCAAGGGCAAGGAUGCUCGCAGUAGCGGCGGCGGCGGCGGCGCCGUCACAUCGGCGAUCAAGACGCUGUCUUCUAGCCGCACAACACGCUCCUUCCACCAGCCCGAGUGGACGGCCCUGGGGGGGCGACUCGACAAGGUGCGCUUCCGGAUCCGGCAGGAAGAAAAGCGGGUCUUCAACUCGCUCCGCGAAGCCGUGGUUCUCAACCUCGUCAAGCUCCGCCGCAACGCCGCCGUCCUGGACGAGCUCGACAUCACCACGUCCUUCGCCCGCCUCGCCAUCGAGCAGGACCUCACCCGCCCCACCCUCGUCGACAGCCCACCCGCGCCCCCGUCGUCGUCGUCGACAACAACAACAACAGCGGCAGCGGCCCCCACCCCCGCGACCAUCAUCAUCGGCGGGCGCCACCCCACCGUCGAGGGCGGCCUGACGACCCAAGGCCGGACCUUCACGCCCAACGACCUCGUGAUCGGCGGCACGGGCCCGUCGCACGGGCGCGUCUGGCUGAUCACGGGCCCCAACAUGGCGGGCAAGUCGACGUUCCUGCGGCAGAACGCGCUGAUGGCGAUCCUGGCGCAGGCGGGCAGCUUCGUUCCCGCGGCGCACGCGACGGUGGGGAUCGUGGACGCCAUGUUCAGCCGCGUGGGCAGCGCUGACAACCUGUACGCCGACCAGAGCACCUUCAUGGUGGAGAUGCUCGAGACGGCCGCCAUCCUGCGCCAGGCGACCCCGCGGUCCUUCGUCGUCAUGGACGAGGUCGGCCGCGGCACCACCCCGGCCGACGGCGCCGCCGUCGCCUUCGCCGCCCUGCACCACCUCGUCCGCGUCAACCGCUGCCGUGCCCUGUUCGCGACGCACUUCCACGCCGUGGCGGACAUGGCCGCGCGCGCGGGGAUGAUGCUGGGGGACGGCGGCGGCGGCGGCGGGGACGACGCCGGGGCGGUCGAGGCGUACUGCAGCGACGUGGAGGAGGAUGCUCAGGGUCGUUUCGUCUACGUCCACAAGCUACGCAAGGGGGUCAACCGGCAGAGUCACGCGCUCAAGGUUGCCAGGCUGGCGGGGCUGCCCGAGCCGGCGAUACGGGUUGCGCAGGAGGUGCUAGAGGGAUUCGAGAGGGACUACGAGGUGGGUCGUGGCGGGGAGGGAAUUUCACGACGUAUGGUAGAGGUUGUAGGAUAAAAGGUUGUAAGGGUGGGUAUUUACGCAUUGCCUAUUCUUCAGGGGGGUAACUGUUAGCCUUGAUACCCGACAUUGUAAUUGCAUUGUAGAAUAAAAAAAAACAUGUCGAGAUUGCGUCUCAUACAGUGUUGAUGGGUUGUCAUCAUUAAAAGAUCAGGGUUAAAAAGCUCUUUGUAGUUUUUAAUCUUCGACGCAAGAAUCUCGACAUGGAAAACGGGCGGCUCUUGUAAGAUAGGAAAAAUCGACUAACCUGAGGUUCAUAAGGGGUAGAGACGCCGCUAUUGAAUGUCACCAGCAGUCUCAGCAUGUCACAAUAGUUGGGCGGAAAUGCAGAUAUCGCCAG